AUGAUAAAUGUUCGUCAAAGUGUCGAGCAAAUUAAAAUUGAAAAAUGUUGUCCUUUCUGCUGUGAAUGUUGGUGUUGGUGUCGAACAGAAAGACGAAUUCCGCCACCACCACCGGAACGUGAAACUCGAACACAGGAAGCGAAACAAGCGACGAGAGUCCUUCUCAUUACUAUUGAAUAUUCGAAAUAUAGCCAUCCGAAUACAUUGUCAAAUGUUCAAGCGUUUUCACAGCAGCAACGGGAUAUUUUUGCCAAAGAAAGAUUUAAAUCAGAUACACUUAAGUUUUAUUUGGUUAACAGCGCUGAAUUUGAUAAUUCGAAUUUUAAUCAAAGGCGAACAGAAGCUGAGUCAUUGUGCCGUACGGUAAUGCAAUUAAAAGCAAUGAAAGAGUUCAAAUAUCCGAAUGAUGAAGAACUUAAUACAAUUUUGAAUCAAGCACGCCUUGGAUUAUUUGGGCAAGAACAGCUAGCGAUCAUGUAG
Molecule: messenger RNA, 480 nt
Organism: Didymodactylos carnosus
Lineage: Eukaryota; Metazoa; Rotifera; Eurotatoria; Philodinida; Philodinidae
Source: the annotation of a GenBank genome assembly